AUGAAGCAUUUUUCUCUAAAUACAUUAUUGUGCACAAUUGUUGUGGCUUCAAUUGCAAUAGCACCAUGUGAAAGCGAUGACAAACUCAUAACACAAACAUGCAACAAGACACCAUAUGCUCAAUGUGUUAGUUACAUAAAAGCUAAUUAUAAAAGCAAUGAUGUUAAGAGUGUUGCAGGUCUUGGAAUAAUCAUGGCACAAGAUUUCCAACUCAAAGCAGAAGCUCCCCAACACAUUCUCCUCAAAAUGAUUUCGGCGGGAAAGAGACCAGACAUUCGAUUUGAGAUGAUAGCUUGUCUUGGAAAUUACAAUUAUCUUAUCGAUACUACUAUGCCUGAAGCCAUUGAUGCCUUCAAACUUGGAAAACCCGGUUUGGCUGAAGCUUAUGCUAACACUGCUGCAAUUGGGGUUAGUAAUUGUGAGAAAAGAUUCAAUGGCAACUCGCCAAUCACCAAUGAGAACAAUAUUACUCAUGAAAUUGCUCUCAUCCUACUAGCUAUUGCUAAACAAUUAUAG
This is a messenger RNA of Arachis stenosperma, 516 nucleotides long. Its product is annotated as cell wall / vacuolar inhibitor of fructosidase 1-like. NCBI's taxonomy places the organism in Eukaryota, Viridiplantae, Streptophyta, Magnoliopsida, Fabales, Fabaceae. Gene Ontology annotation, molecular function: enzyme inhibitor activity. The record is from RefSeq and is a predicted model, not a curated record. The transcript has a single exon. The coding region runs from base 1 to 516 and encodes 171 amino acids.